Ooceraea biroi (clonal raider ant) is the source of this 1440-nucleotide messenger RNA. It is a transcript of the gene Polr1C, whose product is annotated as RNA polymerase I and III subunit C. Gene Ontology annotation, cellular component: RNA polymerase III complex; RNA polymerase I complex. Gene Ontology annotation, biological process: DNA-templated transcription. The record is from RefSeq and is a predicted model, not a curated record. NCBI's taxonomy places the organism in Eukaryota, Metazoa, Arthropoda, Insecta, Hymenoptera, Formicidae. Gene Ontology annotation, molecular function: protein dimerization activity.
AAAAUAUCAGUAGAAAUUUUACAAAAUCCGAUAACAAAAUUAGGCAAUAGGUUAUGGACAGAGAGUUAGCAGGAUUUUAGUUGUCACUGCCACGAGUCUGUGCAAUCGAAAGCAAUCUUAUUUGUUCACGUUUUGUACAAAAUAUAUAUUUUUUAAACCAAUUCUUUACUAAUUCAAAUGUCGAAGCCUGUCAAAGUUGUGUAGCCAAACGUGAAUUAUAUCGAUACAAUUCCCUUAUCUUGUUAUUUGUCUAAAAAGAAAUAGAAUGGAGGAAGUGUGGAAUGUUUUUUAUUGAAAUGUAGAAAAGUGCUCGCAGUGCCAAAAUGCCCAACCCUGCAAGAGACAAGAAACAAGAUCCACGAUGGUGUAUGAAGGAACAUGAAAACGUCAGGGAGUAUACAUACUACCCAGAGAAAUCAACAGCAUUGGAGAAAAUUAAAAAGAAACUGAAAAUAGAGGUAGUACGAGAACAAGACAGAGAAUUAGAAUUCGAUCUAAUUGGUUGCGAUACUUCACUGGUCAAUGCAUUUCGCAGGAUACUUAUAAGCGAAGUGCCCAGUAUGGCCAUUGAACAGGUUUAUAUUGUAAAUAAUACUAGUAUUUUACAAGAUGAAGUAUUUGCACAUAGAAUGGGUCUUAUUCCUCUUCGUGCAGACGCUAGAUUAUUCGAAUUUCCGCCACAAAACAAAAGACCAAACGGCGAGAUCGGUGAUCAGGAUACUCUGAGAUAUGAAUUGAAGGUCACAUGUACUAAAAACCCACAAGCCCCAAAACUUUCUACUCUUCCAGACGACUUAUACAGAAAUAGCAAAAUUUACAGCAAGGAUAUCAAAUGGGUACCAAUUGGUCGGCAAGCAGACAUGUUUCCACGUGGAACGGAACAAUUCGGUAUGGUAGAUGAGGACAUAUUAAUAGCGAAACUGCGUCCUGGUCAUGAGAUCCAUGCCUACAUGCAUGCUGUUAAAGGUGUCGGCAAAGAUCACGCCAAAUUUUCUCCUGUAGCUCUCGCAACGUAUCGUCUCAUGCCAGGCAUCGAACUGCUCAAGCCUAUCAGAAACGCGGAUGCGGACCUUCUGCAAAAAUGUUUCAGUCCUGGUGUGAUAGAAGUGGUAGAACAGCAAACGAGUUCGGGUGAGAAGAACCGUGAGGCACGUGUGGCGAAUGCUCGUUACGAUAACUGCAGCAGAAACGUCUUCUAUCACGAACAAUUAAAGAACUGCGUGGAACUGACUCGGAUACGGGACCAUUUUAUUUUUACUGUGGAAACUGUGGGAGCAUUGCCGUCAUCCGUAUUAUUCAUAGAAGCGGUUAAAGUGCUAAAGAACAAAUGCAGAACGUUCCUAGCAGAAAUGGAUGGUGUCAACAAAUAAAUCCGAUUUUGUAAAAUUAUUAUGAAACCUUUGUGUAAAUUAUAUAAUAUAAUCAUUAUAUUAUAUAUAA